UAUGACGGUGAAAAUGUGGCCGCCUUGCAUCGCCUCCUCCUCCUUCCUCCCGCCAUCUUCAUCUGUCAGCUGAUCCGAGGUGGACGGCGUUCCGCGUGUCGGCCAAUUUCCUUGUAAUCCAGGACGACACAGACGGCCAUGGAUGGAAGCAAGAUGCUGGACUUUGUGGACCCUGGCGGCCAUGGGGAGGUGUCCGUGGGCGCUGGGCAAGGCCGAGGGCGAGGAGUACAGCACACUGGAUGAGGGGGACCAUGGAUGGUGCAGGGCUCUCAGGAGAUGGACAAGCAGGAACAGGGGACCAGAACUCACAGGUGUUCUUCAUUGAGUGUGUGAGUGCCGCUGUCGUCACCAUGAACACCUGCUCGGAGGCACCAAGACCCGUCAAGCCAGUCCGCCCUGCAAGACUGCCUGGUCAAGAUGGGGUCCAGCCUUGCACAGAACUGCUUGGCUGGCUGGCCAGUGCCACAAGUUGGUGGUGACAAAGUAAAGCCCUCCAUGACUGCUACAGCCUGAUGGAUGGAUCUCAUGGUAGGGUAUGAUGGGCUGAGAGAGAAGGAUGAUGAUGUAGCAAGGUGUGUGGUGACGUGGAGGGUGGCUGCCACACUCACUGCUCCAGCCACUCACAGCUGUACCUCAGGAGCCAGACACCAUCUGCUUCACUCCUGCCCAGACUUGGCCACUCACACCCAACAGCUGCUUCAUCUUAAGCCGCUGUACCUGUCCACAGCUGGUAGCCUGAGAGUGACUUAUCAGGGAACUUGUCACGGUGAUUUCCGCGUCCCAGCAUGACACAGAAGGAUGGCAUUUGGGCAAAAAGUCUGUCUUUCAGUAUUAACGGUGGUGGUGGACGGCAAACAUUGUGGAAGCAGUCCUCUGAGUCGUGGGGAGGACGCCGCCACAACAGACUGGGAUGACACUGCCGCCAGCACCUCCUCCUCUGCCCAGCCACCACCAGAGAGGCUUUACUCCAGAAGGCACUGGAGGUAUACAAGAACAUUGUUGCUGCUGCUGCUGCUGGAUACAUACAGUUAUUAACAAUACAAACCACUGGACCCACCACCCAUCGGCAAGUGUUCCAGGAGGCAAGAAGGAGUGACUCUACACCAUGGAACUUUGACAGACCUCCUCCUCCUGCCUUCAAGUCUGGCCAAGAUGUGUGACAAAGAAGAAGAAGCAGAAGAAGAAGACUCCGCUCACAAGGAAGAAAUUCUGUAGCCCUGCUGGACCUCAUUGGUGUAGGGCAUCAUUGAGAAGUACGGCCUGGCUCUGCAGUCUUCGGGAUUCUUCGCCGGCUACGACAUCAACAUCAACGCCGGCAUCGCUAACUCUGUGGCCACUCAAGCGCUCCAGUUCGUCGCCUCCAUGAUGCCGAACACAGUGGCUUAUUUUGAAGACGGUCAGAAGGUCAAGGAACGCCCCAUUGCCAGCACCUUCUACGCACCCUUCAACCUUUACAAGCGAGGCAAGUUCGACGAGGUCCUUGAGGGGAUGGUCAGCUCCCACGCCCAGAACGAGGACAUGGCCAUUUCCGAAGCCAUGACCAGCAAGAUGUUCGAGGACGCUAAGACUGGUGUUGGCCUGGACCUGGCGGCACAGAUCCUGCAGCAGGGGCGUGACCACGGCAUCGCUGGAUACAACCGCUGGAGGCACCUCUGCGGCCUCCCGAAAGCUGCCUCCUUCCAAGGCCUGAGUGACGUCACUGCCCCGGAAAACAUCAAGAAACUACAAGGGAUUUAUAAGCAUGUGGAUGAUGUGGAUCUCUUCACCGGUGGACUCGCGGAAAAGCCAAACUGUGGAGCGCUGGUCGGGCCCACGUUUGGCUGUUUGAUUGGUCGCCAGUUCCACCACCUGAGGCGAGGCGAUCGUUACUGGUAUGAGGACGACAUCCCGCCCUCCUCAUUCACUAAGGAACAACUUUACGAGCUCUGCAAGACCAGCCUGGGACGUGUGAUCUGCGACAGCAGCGACAAGCUCCAGCACGUCCAGCCCAAGGUCAUGCUGGAGGCUGAUUCCUUCCUGAAUGCCCCAAUGGCCUGCCAGGGGAAGCAUAUCAAGGGUGUGGACCUGAAGAAGUGGAAGACCGCCAGCCCCAACUUCAUCAUUCCCGACAAGAUGCUUCAGGAGAGCAUUGAGAGGGCCAGGCGCGACAUCACCAACAUGAGGGACUCCGAGUGGAACCUCUGGGAAGCACGGGGUCGGAAGCGCAGGGGAGUGAGGACUUGAAGUUGAGUCCGAGGGUUAUGCGGGAGGCCGAGGAGCUUCUGACGGAUUGCUUUAGCGCGGGUGUCAAGGCUUGGGGGAUUAUGAGGCAACACGAACGGCAGCUGUGGCAGAAACGUCAGGCAGCAUAAGGGCACGAAAAACACGCGCAGCUGACCGCCAGCUGAAGGACUACUGAAUCCGGGUCACCAAGCAACGUCCUCGACCUGAUGGAAGUGUUGGCAAACAUUGACGUGAGCGACAUCAUGGAAAUCCCCAGUGUGUUUGAGUGUGACGACCAGACCUGCCUUGCGACCAUACACCACGAUUCCGUACGGCGACAGGAUGGUGCAAUAACCUGAAUUUCCCGUCCUUCGGCAAGUCAUUCCGGGCCAAGAGUCGUCUGUUGAGGCCCUCCUAUGAAGGUGGGCUAUCAAAACCCUGAGCUACGUCAAUCACAGGUCAGCCGCUUCCCUCCCCUCGGCUAAUCUCUACGAACAUGCACAACGAUGUCUCGGCUCCUCAUGUUCGCUACACCCUCAUGGUCAUGCAAUGGGGGCAGCUUAUCGACCAUGACAUCAUCUUCACGCCCAUCAACAAAGGUUACCGAGAGCAGUUUAACCAGGUCACUGCAGUUGUGG
Eriocheir sinensis (Chinese mitten crab) is the source of this 2840-nucleotide messenger RNA. Its product is annotated as thyroid peroxidase-like. Gene Ontology annotation, molecular function: heme binding; peroxidase activity. Lineage: Eukaryota; Metazoa; Arthropoda; Malacostraca; Decapoda; Varunidae. Gene Ontology annotation, biological process: response to oxidative stress. Bases 1363 to 2223 code for a protein of 286 amino acids. The transcript is spliced from 20 exons. The record is from RefSeq and is a predicted model, not a curated record.